CUGAGGGCAAAUAACUCCUGCCGAACUGUAAAUGUGAGGCUUGGAUUAUCAAUUUGUUCCUCUUUCAGUUCUGAAACUGGCUGUUAAAAGGCAGGCAAACCACAUUCCAGGAAUGGCGGCAUCAGGUGGAUAUAAACCCAGAUGUUUUAUGGACAUUGAAAUAGAUGGAAAAGCAGAAGGAAGGAUCGUCUUUGAAUUGUUUUCAGAUGUUUGUCCAAAAACUUGUGAAAAUUUCCGUGCCCUGUGCACAGGAGAGAAAGGAGUCAGCCAGAAGUCUGAACUUCCUCUGCACUACAAAGGUGCCCCCUUCCAUCGUGUGGUCAAAGACUUCAUGAUUCAGUCUGGAGAUUUUACCAAAGGUGAUGGAACUGGUGGGGAAUCUAUUUACGAUGGAUUUUUUCCUGAUGAGAACUUUGUGACGAAGCAUGACACAGACUUCCUUUUGUCCAUGGCCAAUCGCGGAAAAGACACAAAUGGCUCCCAGUUUUUCAUAACAACGAAGCCAGCGCCUCAUCUUGACAAUAAGCACACUGUAUUUGGACAUGUGAUCUUUGGGAAGGAAGUGGUCUCAAAAAUAGAGAAUUUGGAAACAGACGAGAAAAGUCGACCAAAAAUAGAUGCGAAAAUUGCCAAUUGUGGAGAAUUGGUUCUCCAAGUUAAAUCCAAAGCUAAGAAGAGGAAAAAGCACUCUGAAUCAGAUGGCAAGAGUUCCGGUGAUUCGGAUGAGUCUUCUGCAGAAACUGGAAAAGCAAAAAAGAAGAAGAAAAAACACAAGAAGGAGUCCAAAAAGAAGAAGCACAAAAAGAGAAAGAAGGGGGAGGAAAGUUCUAAAGAUGAGGAAAAGGAAGAAGAGAUUACUACAGUGUUCGCCCAGAUUCGUCCAGACGAAAUCCCAGAAGUCCCCCAACAAAAGUUCCUGUAUCGGGGCAACAAAGAAGAGGAAAGCAAACAGGAAAAGUCACCCCCUAGUUAUGGUAACAGAAGGAAGAUUGACAGAAUUCCUUAUGGGAACCAGCAAAAAUUUACAGCCAGUGGGCGAAAAAUUAAAGGGCGCGGCACUUUGAGAUACAGAAGCCGCAGCAGAAGCGAGACUCCCCCACACUGGAAGCGGGCGGUAGAAACCCGCUUAAGGUCCUCUCAGCAGCAGCACCCUGAGCCUGGGGAUUAUCAAGACCAGGGGGAGAAGUGGGCGAGGGGGGACAGGAUAGGUGAUAGGCGAGAUAGGCAGCCCAUGCGGGAGAGGCACAUACAGGAGAACUAUCAGAGAAGGAGGGAAGACAAGCCAGACAGACCAGAUGAUGACAAGAGAUCAAGACAAGAGAGGCCUGACUGGCGAUCCAGGAGGGACAGGAAGGAGUCCACAGGGGGAGAAAGGUCACCCGACCGUCAAAGGAACCGCGAUAACAACCGCAACAGAGACAGAGCGGUAGACAGAAGGCAGGAUAGAGAGAGUGAGAGAAGGAGGGAUGAUGGAGAGAAGAGGAGGAGGUAUGACAGGAGCUCCUCCUCUGAGGGUGAAGUAUCUGACGAUUCCUCACCCCCCAGGCACAAGGACAAGGAACGGGAUUUGACUGGAAACAAAGAGAGGGACAACAGACAAAGAUCUCCAGAUGAUUCAAAAGAGAGGCGAAGAAACGUGGAACAAGGAAGCAGGAGACAGGAAGUUAGCAGACGUAGUCCUGAGAGGACCGUCUCUGUACAGGACCGGCGACGGAGGUCAAGGUCUAAAGACUCGAACAGAAGGUCAAGGUCACCAGAGAGGGCACGUAGGAGGUCAAGGUCAGAUUCAAGGACCAGGAGCAGGGGUAAGAAGCGGUACAGCUCCAGCAGCAGCAAGUCAAGUGAAUCAAGCUCAAGGUCAGGAUCUAGAAGUCCAGAACGAAGACCUCAGCCUCCAAGAAUUGUAAAGAAGAAAUCAGAGAGUCCACCGCCAACACACUGGAAACCGGGACUGAAGCCACUCAACGACUCUAAAAAUAGAGAUCGAUCAGCCGCAGCCACAGUGAAUGGUAACCAUAGACAAAGCCCAGAGAGGAGAGAAAUCACCAUAGAGAGACGGGAUACCAGGGAUAACACAAAGGUCGAAAGUAGGAGGUCACCUGACGAUGGCAGAUCUGACCGUGUUAGUAGACCUAACGAAGUUAUGCAACAAAGCAGAAUACAGUAUGACCUAGAGAAGAAAGAGGUCCCAAUAAAAGCCCAGCCGGUGAAGUCACUGAGUGAUUCUAAACCUCGAAGAUCAAGGUCAUUCUCAUCAUCAAGCAGGUCAGGGUCGGAUGACUCCAGAAGUUCUGGAUCUAGUUCAGAAUCUGAUGACGAUGUAGCAGAGGAAAGAAAGAAAGAGAAAAAAGUAGAGGAAAGAUUUAAAUGGCAGCCACCUCCAGACCCUGAGGUAGAUGAGAAGCCACCACAAAGGACUGUGCAAUCUGACAAGAAAGAAGAGAGUGUACGGACAUCUCUCAGAAUCAGGACCCCACCAAUGCCACCCCUAGAGCAGGUGGCCGAGGCCACAUCAGAGCUAGCCAGGAAGAGUAACAGAUGGGACAUGCAGUCUUCUGCUGAAAAGAAACAAGAUGGAGUCAAGUCGUUUUCUACUGCCAGAAUUAUGACAAGGUCUGAAUCUUCCGAGUCUGAGUCUGAUGCAUCUCGCUCACCAUCCCCAACCAGCAAGUUUCUGUACGGCAAAAAUGAGGGCACUGAGGACAGGAGUCCAGUGAAAUCGACCAAUCAGCAGGCAACACAGGACACUUCCCGCAAGGCGUGGACUAGCAUGCUGGAAAUACCAAUCCCUGCUGCAACGGCGGAGAAGUCCCCAGAGAAAAAGCAACUGCCAAAGUCAACUUUAGAUGAAAGAAUUAAAGAUUUUAAUGUCAGUGUUUCAAAAUCAAAAGUAGAGAUUGGAAAACGAAGGUCAAGUUCACGAAGUUCCUCCUCUAGCAGGUCAAGGUCACCCAAAGCUUCCAAGGCCAGACAAACACCAGCUGAAAAAAGACCUGUAUCAAAAUCUCCUAAAAGAUCUUCACAUCGAAACGCUUCACGAUCGCCAAUGUCUAGCAGAAAGAAAUCAAGGAGUCCACAGCGAGGGCCUCUCUCAAGGAGUCCUCAGAAGACAACAUCAAAAAGGAGAUCACCUUCACCAAGGUCUAAAUCACCCAGAAGAAGAUCAAGGUCAUCUAAAGGAAGGUCAAUUUCACCAAAGUCAUCACGAAGAAGGUCUAUAUCAAGGAGGUCACGGUCACCAAGGAAAAGAUCCAUUACACCAAGAAGGUCAAGAUCACCUCGAGGUCGUAGAAGAUCGAUUUCUCCACGGAGACGUGCCCCGUCCAACCGGUACAGGUCACCAAUCAGGAGGCGAUUUUCUCCCCGCCGCAGAAGUAGGUCGAGGAGUCGAUCUAGAAGACGCUCUCCAUUAAGAUCAAGACGGAGAUCAAGUUCACGCAGAAGCCGUAGUCGUAGAAGAGGCCGAAGUUCUAGCUCCAGAAGCCGCAGUAGAAGCAGAAAGCGUAGCAGAAGCACUAGUAGAUCCAGGAAGCGGAGUAGAAGCACUAGUAGAUCCAGGAAGCGGAGUAGGAGCACCAGCAGAAAGCGGAGUAGAAGUAACAGCAGAAGGCGUAGUAGAAGCAUAAGUAAAGGGAGAAGACGUAGCCGGAGCAGACGUAGUAUCAGUCCGCGAGGCAGACGGAGAAGUCGUAGUCGUUCUUAGUUUUAUUAGAGGUGACUCGUUUGUAAACGCGUUGUGUGUCAACGUAGGAAAUAAAUUAGUUAUAGUUUGAUUACCUUUAAACCUGACUGUUCAGGUUAAAGGACAUUCAGGUGAUCACCAGUUGUUGGUAUAAAAUUGGACAAUCUAAAGUGGCAGUUGUUCAUUUUCAGAUUUUCAUUAAUUUUUGUUUGAAUUGAAUAGACUCAGUUUUGACAUGGUAUCGAAUCAUGUGUUCAUUUACAGUACCUGCACAUGUACAUAAACCAAUUUUUUGUGUGUGUGUGUGCUUUUAUAUCACGCUGUUUUCUGUACGACAGAUUGUGUAUUGUGGUCACAUUGUGUUAACAUUUUUAAAUAAAAUUGUCCAAUAGAUUGUCAACAGAUUUGCUAAUAAUGCCAAGUAAGAUAAAUCGAUGAUGAACAGAAUAUACAUUAACUGCCUAAUCGUGGAUGGAUUUAAUUCCUCAUGUCUGUGUGUGUCUCUUGAAACAAACAAUUGUUUUAUAGAUAAAUGUCUGAUGAACAAGUCAA
This is a messenger RNA of Magallana angulata, 4234 nucleotides long. Its product is annotated as peptidyl-prolyl cis-trans isomerase G-like. Gene Ontology annotation, molecular function: peptidyl-prolyl cis-trans isomerase activity. The coding region runs from base 113 to 3703 and encodes 1196 amino acids. Gene Ontology annotation, cellular component: intracellular membrane-bounded organelle. NCBI's taxonomy places the organism in Eukaryota, Metazoa, Mollusca, Bivalvia, Ostreida, Ostreidae. The record is from RefSeq and is a predicted model, not a curated record. Gene Ontology annotation, biological process: protein peptidyl-prolyl isomerization. The transcript is spliced from 24 exons.